AUGUCUGAUGGAUGGAAAUAUAAUUUUUCAUGUAACUGCUUUAGUACAUCUGCUUUCUACCGAAAUUCACUCGUUUACAAUGAAUAUUCUUACACUCGCAUCAAUACGGAAUCGCCCAAAAUCAAUUCACUGGAAGGAUUUGAAACAUAUUUCAAAAAGUGUGCUGACAAUUUGGGAAUUUGUGUAUCAUUGCUUCCCAAACCUACGGUAAUAUCACAUCAAUUAUUUAUGAAAAAUUCUGCUACGGGUUCUAUACAAUUUGAUUGGGGACAAGCACUUUUUGUUUUGAGAAACAAAAUUAUCAGUACUUGUGAACCUGCUCUUAUUGCUUCCAACGUUACUUGUUCUAUAUAUUCCUUUCUAUUUCAGCCUGUGCAAAAACUGGCCUUAAACACGUAUCUUAGAGCUAACAAGCCACAGCAAUUUAUCAAAGAAUAUCAAGCAUUUAUGAAACAUGAAUCAGUGGUGAAAUGUUUGGAUAAAUUUCAAGUAUUGCUUGAAAUCGCCAAAGAGAAUGAGCAUGAAGUUCAAUUCAUUCUCUCAAAAAAGUUUACAACGACACCGCUCUACAUUUUAGAAUUACUAGACACAUUGACCAUAUCCAAACACAAAGAAUUGUGUAAACAAGUCAGCAUCAUUCCUCCCAACAAUGCUAACAAAAAGAAAAAACAAGACAAGGACUUUUCAUUUAAAAAUUUUAAACUCUUUAAUUGGAGAAAUGAUUUAUUAUUGAAAUGCUUAAACAUUUCUGAAGAAGAAUUUCACAACAUGAAAAGAGCAAUCAUGUCAACAAGCAUCAACAACAGACUCUUUAGCCACUAA
This is a messenger RNA of Naegleria lovaniensis, 822 nucleotides long. RefSeq lists its product as uncharacterized. The transcript has a single exon. The coding region runs from base 1 to 822 and encodes 273 amino acids. The record is from RefSeq and is a predicted model, not a curated record. Lineage: Eukaryota; Heterolobosea; Eutetramitea; Acrasida; Naegleriidae.